Molecule: messenger RNA, 4530 nt
Organism: Brassica napus (rape)
Lineage: Eukaryota; Viridiplantae; Streptophyta; Magnoliopsida; Brassicales; Brassicaceae
Product: cytokinin dehydrogenase 4
Exons: 5
Coding region: 2741-4315 (524 amino acids)
Biological process (GO): cytokinin metabolic process
Molecular function (GO): cytokinin dehydrogenase activity; FAD binding
Source: RefSeq, a predicted model, not a curated record
UAUUUAGGAUUCAUUUUUCGAAAUAUUAUUUUAGUUCUUACAAGUUUACUUUGCCUAUAUUUAAUUAUUUAUCUAUUAAAAAUUAGGCUGAACAGUUUGACGGUGUUUACUAAACAAUGGAAUGAUGAAUUAAAUAUGAUUUUAUAAUUUGUUAAAUGUUUGAUUCGUUGACCGAUACAAAAAAUAAAAAAUAUAUAUUCUUUUUGAUUUGAAAGAAGUGGUACGCAACUGAGUGAUGAAAACUGCUUGUACUUUUUUUCCAAAGGUCAAGAGUUCUUUGCUACCGCAUUUUAUAAUGUCAUUAUUUAUAAUUAUCUAAAUAGUUUUUAUUAAGAAAAAAUGAAUGUUAUUAUUAGUAGUCCACUUUAUUAUUUAAAAUGUCUGGUUCUUAAAACAUUGAAAGUUGAAAUUUGAAGGGGAUAGCCUUAAUAUAAACAUUACAUUUGUGCACCGAAAACCUAAACUAUAACAUUACAUUUGUGCAAUAAGUAGUUUGAGUUAUUCUAUGUUUAGUUCUGUUAAGUUUUUAUAUAGGAACCGAUCGUCUAAUGUUUGUGCAGACACCUUAGCGGAAGACUAUCCAAUUUGUGUUUUAAUGGUGUGUUUUUUUAAUGUUUGUUUUAGUCUUUUUAGUCAGCAACAAAAAACACCGAUGGUUUGUCAUUGUCACUUUUUAUAACGAAUUUAUAAAAAGUACUAUGUAAGUCGUCUAAUAAUUUUAGACCAAAAAAAAAAAAAAGUCGUCUAAUAAUUUAUCUCAUAUGUUAAACUUGAUUUAUUAAAUGAACCUUCCGUGUGAUAACGGCACACAAGUUUUCUUUGCAGGCCGUCAAGUGAUCACGGACGGCGAGUCGGCGAUACUCUUCGUGCGCUUCACUCUCUAACAGAGAAGUUAUGUGAGUUGAACUCUACUAAUUCUAUUUAAAUAUAGUAUAUAAACUUGCAUUUAACGAUCGGGAACCAACAAUGGACAUAGUUUGUGAUUAAAAAAGUUUAUAGUAUAUAAACUUGCAUUUAACUAUAUAUAUCAAAUAUACAAUUAAAUGUUCGUCUCACCGUGCAUGUGAUGCUUUGUGACGUCGAAAGAGAGAAACCCAAGUUCGAGGUGAAAUAAGCCUUUUUUGCCUUCUCACGCUACUUGCCUGUGUGUGUGUUUUUUUUUUUUGACAAAACUUGCCUGUGUACAAGAGAAACAAUAGCCAUUAGAAAAUGACGCGAAAAGGAAAUACCAAUUACAAGAUUUUAUCAAACGAAAAUAGAAUUUGUAUAUUAUUUAGUAUAUACUACCAACUACUUGAAUAGCACAGUCAUGCCCAUGUAAUUCCAUUAACUUGCAUUUUUAAUAGAAUUAUCUUUUAGCAAGAAAAAAAAAACAAUCAAACUCUUAUUUGAAUAUAAUAGGUAUAUGAUUGUAUGAACCAUAGUGUAUUGUGCCGGCCUUGAAAAUAUAUAAACCGGAAGCAAGUAAAAAAAAAUAAGGCCCAUUCAUAAGUUGUUUGUAAAUGAUACAUAUAUUAAAAUGUUUAUGUAUGAAGAAAAUAGCACUAGUGUCAAUCGAAAUCGUCACCUUACGUUCCAAAAUAACUAUGUUUAUCACUAGACUUGGUAAGAACCUUUGUAAAUAAUUCUUUAUAAAGUGAAGGCCGGAAGCUUGAGCUUCCUCCGUUUCCGGUCAGGGCCGCUACUAUUGUAAUCUAGGCUGCUGUUAAAAAUAAGGUUUAUAUCUAGACUUUGGUAAUUUAUCAUUUUGAUCAUUUAUAAUACAUGGUUAUAUAUGAUAAUAGUUUUGCUAUGAUGAUUCCAAAUAUUUCAGUAUUCUACAUAUUAGAAGUCAACUAUAUGUAUAUAUAUAUAUAUAUCCAAAGAUCCUUUUAUUUUUAGUAUAGUUUUAUGGAAGACUUUCAAGUUAUGUUUAUUAUUGGACCAGCUUAAACAAAUAUUAACUGCAAGCACUACUGGGUAAACGCAAGUGCUAUCUAAACCGGCCCACAGAGUUUGGUCGGUUUCCACAAAUUUCAAAUUUACGUAACUACGUUACAUUUAUUAUGAAUCACAUAUGAAGUCAAAUGUAACUAUCUCAACUACACUAAUAUUCAGAUAAAAUAUUAUUUUUCAUUUUUCGUUUCUGAUUUAAAUGUAUACACCAUAACUAUAAAAGACAGAAAUGGAAAAUAUUAUCUGGAAAAACUACUACCUGGGGAUUUUAAAUACAUUACCAGUAGGCCAAUAUAGUUGAUGGAUGAAGAAUUAAAUGUUUCCAUAAGUUAUACAUUAAAAUUUCUCAUGGUGUCUACAUUUAGUCAAAUUUAACAACAAAGAAUUACUCAGGACAUAUGACAUGCCUCUGACCAUCCAACCAUAUAGUCUUUCAAGGCCAACUUCUAUAUUCAGUCCCCUAGUUAAAUAUCACUGAUAAAUAUUUCGAGAGCCAAUGUAGUAAAUACUUCUAAUAUUUCUUUUCACAUACUAAUUUAUCUUUUGGAUGAACAUAACUCGUUGUCCUAUUUUUAUUUUUUAUGGCGUUAAAACCUGUAUAUCAAUAUCAAUAAAAUCACGUAAAGAUAUUCACGUGCUCGUUAUUAAUAUUAUAUUAUAUACAGUCUCUCUAUGCGUGGUUCUAUAUAAAUCUCAUACUUUCAAACUAAUCUCAAUACUAAUCCCAUGAUCAACAAGAACAAUAUUAAUAGCAACACCUCAUUUUCCCUCUCGUUUUCUCAUUAGCCUCCCCAUUAAUUAAACAAUGACUACUAAUCCCAGUUUAAGCAUCAUCACACUAAUGACGCUCUUGAUGUGUCUAACUCCGACCUUAAUCAAAUCAGAGGAGAGCAUUGAUGUCCUUUUACCCAUAUCACUCAACCUCACCGUCCUCACCGAUCCCUUCUCCAUCUCCGCCGCUUCUCGCGACUUCGGAAAUAUCACCGAUGUUAACCCCGGCGCCGUCCUCUGCCCUUCUACCCCCGCUGAGGUUGCCCGUCUUCUCCGGUUCGCAAACGGAGACUUCUCUUAUGACAGCGAGUCAACAACCUCCUCGCCAGGUUUCAAGGUGGCCGCUCGCGGCCAAGGCCACUCUCUCCGUGGCCAAGCCUCUGCACCUGGCGGCGUUGUCGUAAACAUGACGUGUCUCGCCAAGACGGCUAAACCAGCAGCGGUUGUUGUCUUAGCUGAUGGGACUUACGCUGACGUAGCUGCCGGGGCGAUGUGGGUGGAGGUUCUUGAGGCGGCGUUGGCGAGAGGGGUCUCGCCGGUUACUUUCACGGAUUAUCUCUAUCUCAGCGUUGGCGGGACUUUGUCGAACGCUGGAAUCGGUGGCCAGGUGUUUAGACACGGCCCUCAGAUUAGUAACGUUCAUGAACUGGACGUUAUUACUGGAAAGGGUGACAUGGUGACUUGCUCUCCAAAGUUAAACCCUGAACUGUUCUAUGGAGUUUUAGGAGGAUUGGGCCAAUUUGGCAUAAUAACAAGAGCCAGAAUUGCGUUGGAGCAUGCACCAACAAGGGCGAAAUGGAUACGCAUACUCUACAGUGACUUCUCGGCAUUUACAAGAGACCAAGAGCGUUUAAUAUCAAUGGCCAAUGAUCUUCGAGUUGACUUUUUAGAAGGUCAACUAAUGAUGUCAAACGGAAUAGUUGACACCUCUUUUUUCCCACUCUCCGAUCAAACAAGAGUCGUCUCUCUUGUGAAUGACCACCGUAUCAUCUAUGUUCUCGAAGUAGCCAAGUAUUAUGAUACCACCACCCUUCCUAUCAUUGAGCAGGUAAUCGACAGGUUAACCAGAACUCUAGGUAUUACUUCGGAGUUCAUGUUCGUGCAAGAUGUUCCUUAUUUCGAUUUCUUGAAUCGUGUACGAAACGAAGAAGAUAAGCUCAGAUCUAUAGGGCUAUGGGAAGUUCCUCAUCCAUGGCUUAAUAUGUUCGUUCCGAGAUCUCGAAUAUUAGAUUUUCAUGAAGGUGUCAUCAAAGGCCUUCUUCUCAAUCAGACCGCAACUUCUGGUGUUACUCUCUUCUAUCCCACAAACCGAAAAAAAUGGAACAACCUCAUGUCGGCAAUGAUACCAAACGAGGAUGUUUUUUAUGUGAUCGGAUUCUUGCAAUCAGCUGGUGGAUCACAUAACUUUGAAGAACUCGAGAAUCUUAACGACAGGAUAAUCAACUUUUGCGAUAACUCGGGAAUUAAGAUCAAAGAAUAUUUGAUGCACUACACAAGAAAAGAAGAUUGGAUUAAGCAUUUUGGACCAAAAUGGAAUGAUUUCUCGAGGAGGAAAAUGAUGUUUGAUCCAGAAAAACUAUUGUCUCCGGGACAAGACAUCUUUAGUUAAACAUACAACGUGUCUUUAACACGCACCCCGCGCCACACAAAAAGUAUGUUCAUAGUCUAAUUAAUUAAUAAAUAGUUUAGUGAUUUGGAAUGGAUAAUUACUUCCUUCAAUUGUAAUCUUUUUCCUCUUUAUGUGAAUGUCCAUGUCUCUGAAAAUUUGGAAAAUUGUUAUAUAUUCUCAUGUUAAAAUUUAAUAACGAAGGACAUGAGUUGACA